This is a messenger RNA of Anas platyrhynchos (mallard), 558 nucleotides long. RefSeq names its product mitoregulin (gene MTLN). Gene Ontology annotation, biological process: positive regulation of mitochondrial membrane potential. NCBI's taxonomy places the organism in Eukaryota, Metazoa, Chordata, Aves, Anseriformes, Anatidae. The record is from RefSeq and is a predicted model, not a curated record. Gene Ontology annotation, cellular component: mitochondrial inner membrane.
GCUUUUAACGGCGCCGCCCCGCCAGCGGAAGCGGGAGGAGGAGGAGGAGGAGGAGGAGGAGGAGGAGCCGGGGCAGCCCCCAGCCUCUCCUGUCCCCUCAGCACCCAUGGGGCUGGAGGCGCUGCGGCCGCGGGUGGUGCGCUGGGCGCUGCUGGCCGCCUUCGCGGCGGGCGUGCUGGUGGGCUGGCAGGCGGGCCGGGCACGGCGCCGCUUCCUCCGCUGGCGCCAGCAGCGCCUCCAGCGCCGCCUCGACGCCGCCCGGGAGAAGCUGGAGGCGGCCUGAGCCCGGGGGCCGAGCCCGGCGCGAUCGCGGCGCUGCCUCGGGCCGCGGCGGCGCAAGGAAAGGACGCGGGGGACUCGCGGAGGCCGCGCUGCAGCUGGCGGAGCCGGGGAGCGCCGCGGGAAGGACUUCGGCGUGCCCGGACCGGGCCGGGGGGAUGACAACGAGCGGGGCUCCGCCAGGGGCGGCGGCAGCGCCGCGUCUCGGCGCUUGUCCUGCCCCGCGAUGCUCAAGCCCUGCGCUGCCCGAGGGCUGCUGAUAAAGCCAUGAGACCGUGA